AUGUAUGUCAUUAUUGUAUUACUGAUACUUUCAUGUAAAAGUCAUUGUCAAUAUAGAUUAACCUGGAAUUGCCCAAAUACGUACAUUAUCUUAUAUAAUGCGCUUUAGUAUUUAGAUUCCAAAACAAAAUUUCUAGUCCCUUUAAAUCGAAAGUAAUAAAAUGGAUCUUGCAAAUAAGAUGUGCAACCUAGAAUGUCUUAAGAACGAAGCCCCUGUGGCUGAGUUUGUUGGUCCAGUCAAAAUUGUCCUUGUGGACCCCCCACCAAGGCUAUACAAGCGGAGAGUGUGGGGGUCAGCCCUCAUUGUCGUGGCACACAUGAUGAUCGGGGCCACAACAAUGACCUUAUUCUAUUAUUCUUUAGCUUUCAAACUGAAAUUUGGUGCAAAUCUGCAUAUUUUUUUAUGCACUGCUGGGUAUCAAUUAUGCCUGCCUUCAGGAAUACUAAUGGUCAACAAUUUGAAUGGUGCCGCGGCACCAAUGAAAACACAAGAGAAAAGAACUCAACACUUAUUCUUGCAAAUAUUUGGGAUGGCCUGUGCCAUUUUUGGCUCGAUCGCGGUUUUCUUCUUCGAUGAGUUAUCCUUAUCAGAAUUUACAAUUCAUUCUUUAACAGGCAUAGCUGCAGGCAUUCUCGGUAUUCUGACAGUCGCUCUCGGACCAAUAGUACAUUUUACGAAGGACACCGCACAUGGAGUAUCGAAGUUGCCCCACAUAUUCUUCGGUGUAUUAACUUUAAUAUCAUCGACGCUGUGCUUUGUGUUGGGGUUGAUAAAGCCUCAGUUUUCAUCGUGGGUUCCUGUCCCCGAGAUGCUGACGUGCACAAUUAUAUUUGGUGUGAUUGCCACCAUCAUUGUUAUUGUCUCACCUCUUAUAUCGUUUUUAGACAAUUGUGGAUUUUGAUUUUGUUAUUAAAUAUUUACUAAUAUUU
Molecule: messenger RNA, 929 nt
Organism: Manduca sexta (tobacco hornworm)
Lineage: Eukaryota; Metazoa; Arthropoda; Insecta; Lepidoptera; Sphingidae
Exons: 3
Coding region: 161-901 (246 amino acids)
Source: RefSeq, a predicted model, not a curated record